Messenger RNA from Raphanus sativus (radish), 660 nucleotides. RefSeq lists its product as uncharacterized. The record is from RefSeq and is a predicted model, not a curated record. The transcript has a single exon. The coding region runs from base 93 to 542 and encodes 149 amino acids. NCBI's taxonomy places the organism in Eukaryota, Viridiplantae, Streptophyta, Magnoliopsida, Brassicales, Brassicaceae.
CUCUUUCGUCUCCAUCUCCAACCUACUAGCUGUACAUUGAGUUCCCAGAUAAGAGAAUCAGUUUCUUUCUAUUAGUUUCUCCGAAGAAGAAGAUGAAGCAACCUACGCUACCGAACGCGGCGGCGGAGGAAACCAAACCAGAACAAAACCAAACCGGAGCAAAGCAGAAACCGAAGAAAUUCCCAACGGCAGCCGAGCUGAUCUCACACUACCAGAAGCAAGGAGGGCUCGAACCAGCGGAAGCCUCGGUCAAGGUCAUCGAAGACCUACAGAACGCGCUCGUGCGAGUCGCUUCGUCCUCGAAGAACGCCUCCAGCAGCAAGAGCAAGCUUCUAGCCGACGCGAGGAAAAUCGACGCCAUUAGCGGAAGGCUCGCCGUCGUCGACGCCAAGCUGGAGACGAAGCCUGGAUACGUGGAGACUUUCGCGUUGGGGUUAGCUUCUGGUGCGGCGCUUAACGGAGUUAGCGCCGUCUGGCCUCACGUUGCCAGAGGGAUCGGUCAGGUUUGGUCCGCCGUUAGGAGUGGGACAGAUGGCUCUUAAAAAAUUGUUAGAAAAGGAAUAUUCUCUCCAGUGAUUCCGUUGGUGUUGUAUUAGCUAACUUCAGUUUUUUUUACUGUUGGAACCAAAAAAUCUGAUAAAAAGUUAGUGUCUUUGUUUA